Messenger RNA from Camelus dromedarius (Arabian camel), 945 nucleotides. It is a transcript of the gene PHOX2B, whose product is annotated as paired like homeobox 2B. The record is from RefSeq and is a predicted model, not a curated record. The transcript is spliced from 3 exons. The coding region runs from base 1 to 945 and encodes 314 amino acids. Gene Ontology annotation, molecular function: DNA-binding transcription factor activity, RNA polymerase II-specific; RNA polymerase II transcription regulatory region sequence-specific DNA binding. Lineage: Eukaryota; Metazoa; Chordata; Mammalia; Artiodactyla; Camelidae. Gene Ontology annotation, biological process: enteric nervous system development; regulation of transcription by RNA polymerase II.
AUGUAUAAAAUGGAAUAUUCUUACCUCAAUUCCUCUGCCUACGAGUCCUGUAUGGCUGGGAUGGACACCUCGAGCCUGGCUUCAGCCUAUGCUGACUUCAGUUCCUGCAGCCAGGCCAGUGGCUUCCAGUAUAACCCGAUAAGGACCACUUUUGGGGCCACGUCCGGCUGCCCGUCCCUCACGCCGGGAUCCUGCAGCCUCGGCACCCUCAGGGACCACCAGAGCAGUCCGUACGCCGCAGUUCCUUACAAACUCUUCACGGAUCACGGCGGCCUCAACGAGAAGCGCAAGCAGCGGCGCAUCCGCACCACUUUCACGAGUGCGCAGCUGAAAGAGCUGGAGAGGGUCUUCGCGGAGACGCACUACCCUGACAUCUACACCCGGGAGGAGCUGGCCCUGAAGAUCGACCUCACCGAGGCGCGAGUCCAGGUGUGGUUCCAGAACCGCCGCGCCAAGUUCCGCAAGCAGGAGCGCGCAGCAGCGGCUGCAGCGGCCGCGGCCAAAAACGGCUCUUCGGGAAAGAAGUCUGACUCCUCUCGGGACGACGAGAGCAAAGAGGCCAAGAGCACCGAUCCGGACAGCACCGGGGGUCCAGGUCCCAACCCCAACCCCACUCCCAGCUGCGGGGCGAGUGGCGGCGGCGGCGGCGGGCCCAGCCCCGCAGGAGCCCCGGGGGCGGCGGGUCCGGGGGGUCCGGGAGGCGAACCCGGUAAGAGCGGUGCGGCGGCGGCGGCGGCGGCGGCAGCGGCGGCGGCAGCGGCGGCGGCGGCAGCAGCGGCAGGAGGCCUGGCUGCGGCCGGGGGCCCCGGACAAGGCUGGGCACCCGGUCCCGGCCCCAUCACCUCCAUCCCGGAUUCGCUCGGGGGCCCCUUCGCCAGCGUCCUAUCUUCGCUCCAAAGACCCAACGGUGCCAAAGCCGCCUUAGUGAAGAGCAGUAUGUUCUGA